Angiostrongylus costaricensis is the source of this 642-nucleotide messenger RNA. The record is from the annotation of a GenBank genome assembly. NCBI's taxonomy places the organism in Eukaryota, Metazoa, Nematoda, Chromadorea, Rhabditida, Metastrongylidae.
AUGGCCGAAUUUUAUUUUCCAAAUGAUGUGAGGAUGCGUCAGGCUGAACUUCAAGCCCUUCUCGAAGAGGAACUUGGCAUGUCAAUUUUGUCGCCUGUGUUAUUAGCGUCUGAUAUGUACCCAAAUAAGCGAUCGCGUGCUUCUGACGAUCUAUUCAAAUUACUGAGCGAAGUACUGGCACAACUGCAAAGAAUGUCAGCACUGCAGCGUGCAGAAGUCCUUAUGUACUUCUUCAAAGGUAGAGUUAACGUCGAAUGCCUUGUUCCCUACUAUUUGAAACCAUAUAUACCACUAAUUGGUACUCGAACAUGUCAGGGCUUUUAUAUACCUUCUGUGGAGUUGCCAGCCACAGUAGCACCCUUCUUUCCUAGAAGAAUACGCCAAUUCGGCCUUGACUGGCUGAACUUUAAGUAUGAUGCCUCUGUAGCCCUAGAGGCUAUCGCUACCCAAGAAGCCAGAAAUCUCGGUGUUGAACUGCUGUCCAGUGAUGAGAGCUCGAGUGAAAGUGAUGUCAGCACCGAUUCUAAUGACACAUCCGACGAAUCAGAAUCAGAGGCAGAGAAUUGUUGUCCUCUGUUGGCAUGGGCCUAUGGUCCUUGUGUCAAUCCACAGAUGAACAUGAAGGCACAUGAUUGUUCAUAG